CUUAGAUCAAUUACCGCAGCUUAAUAGUUUUUUUAAUAUGAAAUACUGGGGAAACAAAUUUGAAGAUAGACUUUUUUCCGCGCUUCACCAUCAACGUUAUUUACGAACGAUUCGCGUUUUAUAUCGUUUAUUUUACUUACCGUACAUUUUGCUGACAAUUGGCGAAGCCUUUUCAUUAGUUUUAAGAAUCAUUCAAUUUAUUUUACUGAAUAAAAUAAUCAAGAAUUUAAAUUUGGAUCAAGUGACGUUUAAAAAAACUUCGUUUUUGGUCAAGAUGUGUAACAAUUUGUGUGGAAAAAAUAUUAAGCAUGUCUUUGUAUAAGCGAUUUCUCUCUUGCCCAAUACCGACUUUAAUUGAAUUGACAAAAAAAUCCAGUACAAAUUCAAAUAAAGUUAACGUCAUUAAUGUUUUAUCUGAAGAUUGUCAGUACAUUGCCGACUUUAUGACCCAUAUGGUCCAUCUUAGUACUAGCAUUUUAAGCUUACUCUUAAUUUUUAUAGGAGCUCGAAUAUUGCAUGAUUUUGCAGCAUCCAUCGCAUUCACACUCCUUGUUAGUUUAUUGAUGGUAUCAUUUCUAUGUGAAUGUCUAAGUGUGUAUUACAAAAAAAAAUUACUCUGUCUUCGUGACCGUCGUAUUAAUUUCUUACAAAUUAUUUCCGGGGAUUUAAAAAAUAUGAAACUUCAAAAUACUGAAUCACAAGUGGACAAACAUAUAACAGAUCUGCGCAAUACAGAAAUGUCUACUUUGAAGUUGUAUACAAUUGCUUUCUCUAUAUCAACUCUGAUCAAUCAAAAUUUAGCAACCUUCACAUGUUUAACAUUUCUUGGAGUGUACUUUACCGACAAGACUUUGAAAAAAAAAUUAAGUAUUCCACUUGUCCUUGCGGGUCAGAUCGCCUUAAAAGAAUUAAUCCGACCCCUCUCAAAAUUAGGAAGUCAUCUUCAUGGAAUCCUUUAUGGACUUCUUUCUUGUGAGCACUUUGAUUUAUUCUAUUCAUCAGUAGUAGAAAAAACGGAUUGUCAAGUUAUGAAAUCACAAACAUUGGAAAAUAUUCAACGACAAAAUGAUCCUCUUGAUAAAAUUCAUGGUCAUGAAUGCCUUUUAAAAAUCUUUGAUGGAAUUUUUGUUUCGCAUUUGCAUGAUGGUGAUAAAAUUGACAGAAAGAGUUGCAGUUUUAUACAAAAUGUUAAAGAAUCAAUAGCAACACGACAUAUUACCAUUAAGGAAUUAUGUUUAAAGCGAGAUUGUUGUACUUGUAUUGUUGGUCCUGUGGGAAGCGGGAAAACAGAUUUGAUAAUGUGCUUAUUAAAUGAAAGAACUAGGAUACAAGGACAAAUGCAAUGGUACCCUUUGGAUUUACAAAAAAUGCGUUAUGCAACAGUCAAGUUGGGUCCUACAUAUCCCGUCGCGUAUGCUGGCCAAAUGUGCUGGCUUCCGUUGGGGACAGUUCGCGAAGUCAUUCUUUUUGGUCGUCCUUAUAAUAAAACAUUUUAUGAUACUAUCAUAAAAAUAUGUGAAUUACAUCAUGAUUUUGCUCUUUGGGAAACUGGAGACGCUCAUAUAAUCACGGAUCGAGGUAAUACAAUCAGUCAAGGCCAAAGAGCUCGCAUUGCUUUAGCUCGAUGUUUAUAUCAUAUUGAAGCAACCGAUUUUUGUUUUAUUGAUGGCUUAUUUGAUUCUCUUGAUGUGGUAACAAGCUUACAGAUAUUUAAAAAUUUGUUUGAUUUUGGAGGAUUUUUACAUAAAAAAUCCACUGUUAUUACGCUUCCUUACGAUCUUGCUGUCUAUAUGAUAGAAAAAGUAGAGAAACCUUGCGUCACAUUUGAAAUGCAUCAUUUAAAAAAAGGGGUGCUGAAACCAAUAUCGCUAAAAUCUUUACGAGGUGUAACGCAUUGUAGAGUGCCCAAUGAAUCCGUAGCAAUGCAUGAUUCCAAAAAUACAAAAUUGAAAGAAAUUUAUUUAAAAAAAUUGUAUACUUUUACAGAAGAAACAAAAAAAAAUCAUGGUUUUACUUAUGACGAAAAUGAAGCUCCCGAAACUCCUUUUUUCAAAGCAUUUUUCUAUUAUAUUCAAUCGUUUGGUACUAAACGCUUCAUUUUUACUCUUAUGUUACUCUUCUUAUUAAAAUUUUGUUUGUUUUUGUUAUUAUUUUGUAAUACCUUUUACUUAUCAAAAUUAUCUUUGACAGCUUCCCCUAAUUCCAUACAAACGAAACCGUAUUCUUUAAAAGAACAAGUUUUCAACACUUCAACAUCCACACCUACGACUUUAUCCUUGCCAAUAUCUUAUCCAUCCAAUCAAAAUGCGAUUUUUUAUAUACUGCUUUCAUGUGCUGCUGUGAUGAUGAGUAUUAUCAUCAUAACAAUUCAAAUUUCAGGUGUUUUGAAAACAGCCCAUUCUAUUCAUAAUUUUUUAUUACAAAAAUUUUUACAUUCCGAAUACUGGUGCUUUUCGUUUUUUUCAUUUGGGAGUAUAUUAAAUAGAUUUACUCUAGAUAUGUCUGUGAUCGAUCUCCGAUUAAUGUCUACAGUCUUUCUUGGUAUUUCGCUGACACUCCAAAUAUUACUUAUAAUUUUAUUUUUGUUAAUUUUUGCCCCUAUUUUAUGUUUCAUUACAAUAUUGAUUAUUUCUAUUGUUUUUAAAUGGAUGUAUAAUUUUUAUUUACCUGCCAAUAAAUAUCUUCAGCGGGUAAAAUUAGCGUCGAUCACGCCAUCGUCUUGUCUGUUACAUGAUGCGCAAACUUCGGUUAUAACAUUGCGCGCAUUUCAUCAAUCUUAUCGCUUUUUACAAAUGUACUAUACAUCCGUUAUACAGACAACGAGAGCUGAGUAUUCUAUUAAUGGUAUCAGCACAUGGCUUUAUGUUCGCGAGCGUUUAGUUUCCUUGCCUAUCAUUGUAACAAUUUCUUUAAUUUGUUAUAUAAAAAAAAUGCAUUCAAUAACGUUAUAUGGUUCUUUUACUUGGGUCGACCAAUUUGUUUUUCAGUCUUCUCAAACGCCUCUUAUAGAACUUUUUAGUUUUAUAGCAAUGCAAGCUUUUACCUUUCCAUUUUUAUUAGGUUUCACAUUAAGUCAAUUCGCUCAAUCACAGGCUUUCUUCAGUUCCCUUCAAAGACUUUUAGAUUGUUCUCGUAUUCUCUCUUGUCAAUAUGAAAAGCCUCCAAAUGUCUCGUCAUGCCAAUCUCUCAUUCCAUGCAAAAACUUAGAAAAUCAAUUAACCUUAAACAAUGUUACUAUUCAUUAUGUUCGACCAGUUCUUUCUCAUUCAACAGGAUGUAAAAAUGUUCUUUUAGAUUUAUUUUCACCAACAUUAAAAAAUGUUACUAUUUUUGCAAAAGCCUCUCAAACAAUUGCUAUUAUUGGAAAAACGGGUGCAGGUAAAACAACUUUACUUUUAUCAUUAUUUAAUUUGUUACCAAUCUCUCGUGGAAAAUUAUUUCUUAACACUAGGAAUUUAAACACAAGCUUACAUGAUGUUAUUCAUCAAAAUAUCGCUUAUCUUACCACAACGUCAACUAUUAUGCACACAUUGUCUUUACGUCAAAUUUUAGAUCCUUUUGAAAAUCAUUCAGACGCAUUUCUUUACGAUUGCUUAAACCGAGUUCAGUUAUGCAACCUUGUAAAAACGUUACCUCUUCAAUUACAAACACCCCUUUAUUUCUUAUUACAUAUCUCAUCGAAUGAUUCUCUCUGUACCAUUGCUGGGCAGAAACAUGGUAAUUUUGAAACAUCCUUCGAAUCUUUUGUUCCCUUUUCCACUCUGCAGAUUUUUAAACUAAUGAUCGCAAGAUUAUUAACAACAAGAAUAUCAUACGCCUUAAUCGUUAUGGACGACUUUGUUUUAACAAAGAAUCAACCAACGUGUCCUUUAUUUGAAGAAGAAGAAGAAGAAGAAGAAUCUCCUCUUGUAUUGCUAAAACAACUUUUUCCUAAUGCAAUACUUUUGGUUAUCACUCACCGUCUUUCAGUUAUCAAAGCCUGUGACGUUCUAUGGAUUGUCAAAGAUCAAUGUGUGAAUGUCGUGUCGGAAUCGCUCGAAAAUUUGUCCCAUGACGCGCUCCAAAAAUAUUUUUAAAAAUUUUCAAUCUGAUAAAAAUUAUUAUAAUUCAAGAA
This is a messenger RNA of Hylaeus volcanicus, 4114 nucleotides long. RefSeq lists its product as uncharacterized. Bases 309 to 4076 code for a protein of 1255 amino acids. The transcript has 19 exons. The record is from RefSeq and is a predicted model, not a curated record. Gene Ontology annotation, biological process: transmembrane transport. Lineage: Eukaryota; Metazoa; Arthropoda; Insecta; Hymenoptera; Colletidae. Gene Ontology annotation, molecular function: ATP hydrolysis activity; ATP binding; ABC-type transporter activity. Gene Ontology annotation, cellular component: membrane.